Molecule: messenger RNA, 1527 nt
Organism: Amblyraja radiata (thorny skate)
Lineage: Eukaryota; Metazoa; Chordata; Chondrichthyes; Rajiformes; Rajidae
Product: parathyroid hormone 2 receptor
Exons: 12
Coding region: 1-1527 (508 amino acids)
Biological process (GO): cell surface receptor signaling pathway; adenylate cyclase-modulating G protein-coupled receptor signaling pathway
Cellular component (GO): plasma membrane
Molecular function (GO): peptide hormone binding; parathyroid hormone receptor activity; G protein-coupled peptide receptor activity
Source: RefSeq, a predicted model, not a curated record
AUGGACCAGGAGGAUUCCAGCAGUGGGGGGCGACCGGCAGCACCUGGACUGCACACGCUGCGGUCUUCAGUCACCGACAGCAUAGCUCAAGGGAACGUUGGCGACCAACUGCAGCGGGCUGGUGGUAAGGCACAACGGAUGUCGGACCGGCCGGUUCACUCAGAAGAGCCCGGCACAGUAGACUCCCACCUGAGAGCGGCUAAAGAUGGAUCUUGCUCUCCGGAGUGGGAUGGGUUAACAUGUUGGCCAAAUGGGAUCCCAGGAAGUUUAACUGUGGUCCCCUGCCCAAGCUAUGUUUACGACUUUAAUCAUGACGGAUUUGCCUAUCGACACUGUGAGGAAGAUGGGAAGUGGAAGCUUGCGGGAAGUCUAAAUCGAACAUGGACAAAUUACACAGAGUGCUUCGUGCAAUACCAUAACAGUGACAGACAGGAAUUCUUUGAACGACUGUCAGUGAUGUACACCAUCGGAUAUGCUGUUUCACUCUGCUCACUGACCAUAGCCAUUAUGAUCAUGGGAUAUUUCAAAAGACUCCAUUGCACCAGGAACUAUAUCCACGUCCACUUGUUUAUCUCCUUCAUGCUCAGAGCCAUCAGCAUUUUCAUCAAAGACCAUGUUGUGUAUUCUUAUCUUGGAAAACAAUAUGACUCUUCUUCAAUGGAUGACCUGAAAGCCUUCACUGUCGCUCCUGUAACAGACAAGUUUUCUUAUGUGGGCUGCAAGAUUGCCGUUGUGUUGUUUCUCUACUUCUUCACCACAAACUACUACUGGAUUCUCGUGGAGGGCCUAUAUUUGCAUUGCCUCAUCCUGAUGGCCUUUCUGUCUGACAGAAAAUAUCUCUGGACUUUCACAUUCAUUGGAUGGGGUGUUCCAUCAGUCUUUACUGUGGCUUGGGCCGUUGUGAGAGCUACGUUAGCUGAUGAAAGAUGUUGGGAACUAAAUAUAGGCAACUUUCACUGGAUUUAUCAAACACCAAUUGUUAUCGCCAUUGUGGAAGACGCCUUCAGGAAAUUGGCAAAAUCGACGUUGAUUCUUGUGCUGGUCUUUGGAGUCCAUUAUGCUGUGUUUAUUGGUGUGCCACACACCUACACUGGAUUAGCAUGGGAAAUCAGGAUGCACUUUGAGCUUUUCUUCAACUCAUUCCAGGGAUUCUUUGUUGCCAUCAUCUACUGUUUCUGCACUGGAGAGGUUCAGACAGAAAUUAAAAAGUUAUGGACAAGGUGGACACUGUCCUUGGACUGGAAUGGCAAGACAAGUUGUGGUUCACACAGAUAUGCCACGGCACUAACCAACCUGACCAACAGCACCGCCAGCCACGAGCAGGUGACUGGGCACAUGUCACUGUUAACGUGCAAACUCCGCAAGAAUGGGGCCAAGCAGGAAAUUGCUCAGCUGACCUUACCUGGGUGUGUGAGAAGCAGCUCUGACCACGACAGUAUCCAGGCAGCCAUUCCAGAAGAAUUCAACGGAAAUGGAAAAAAACAAGAAGAUAUCAUUUUCCUUCGAGAACACUCAAAACCAGCUUAG